AUUUUCUUUUAGUUUUUUUCACUGUUUUAUGUUUUGCUUAUGUGAGUUGAUUUCUACAGAUUCACUUAUUCAGUUAUUUAUGUAUAUCAUAUACACAUUUUUAUUUUGUCUACAUAUAUUUUUAUCUCCUGUACUGUGUCCGCAGUCUCUGGUCAUCUCCUGUACUGUCCGCAGUCUCUGGUCAUCUCCUGUACUGUCCGCAGUCUCUGGUCAUCUCCUGUACUGUGUCUGCAGUCUCUGGUCAUCUCCUGUACUGUCCGCAGUCUCUGGUCAUCUCCUGUACUGUCCGCAGUCUCUGGUCAUC
Messenger RNA from Staurois parvus, 304 nucleotides. NCBI's taxonomy places the organism in Eukaryota, Metazoa, Chordata, Amphibia, Anura, Ranidae. The record is from the annotation of a GenBank genome assembly.